Suillus paluster is the source of this 2030-nucleotide messenger RNA. RefSeq names its product fido domain-containing protein. The transcript has 10 exons. The record is from RefSeq and is a predicted model, not a curated record. The coding region runs from base 284 to 1588 and encodes 434 amino acids. Lineage: Eukaryota; Fungi; Basidiomycota; Agaricomycetes; Boletales; Suillaceae.
GUGUGAUUUCAUGAUUGCCGGAUCCCUUCUUAACCACGGGUGGCCCUGGGCUAGACCGACCCAGUUCUUGCAGACAGACCCUAGAACCCCAUGACCUCCCUUAUCGAGCACGUCCCCAGUUUCACACAAAGUUAUCGCCCAGUCACGGACCAUCACUCCAAAACAAGCCAUUGCUCGACCCGAGGUAAUAUUAAUUGAUUGACCCCCGGAAUCCGGAAUAUUAUUGUCCCACUGCCAGUUUACUUAGUGGCAAGUGCUGCCGCAUCUCCGUACACGCACUCUCAUGGACGUAGAUCCCGAUUCUGACUUCCGUGUUCGAUUCCAUGCACCUCAGCUAGCACCGAUGCACAUUCCGGGCUGGGAUUAUAGCAAUAUCCCAGAGCUUGUCAACUUGCCCGACUGUGUGCCUGACGAAGAUGUACGCCCUCUGACAGAACUCCAUCAUAACAUUCAGUCUGCGACCAACCUCGUCGAAAUCGAGCGCCAUCUACGCGCGUUAGCCCUCAUUUGGGAAGAUUACUACCUUCCCAAGUAUCCUGUUCCCUUCUUUCAAGUGCGCGUUGCCGAUGUACGCGCGACCGGCGGGUCCCUCAGUACCGCUCUCCCACUGUACGACGAGGUUCUGCAUGGUAUCAAUGGCGAGAACGGCGCAUCAUUUGCUCAGUUCGUAUCAACAGUACGGAUGCUAGCGCAAGGUGAUGCGGAGCAGCAAGCUCGCAGCACGGGUUCCCUCACUUUCUUCCAACGCUGGAAGCCCGCGCGUGAGCAUGCCAAUCCCUUCAACUGGCCCAUGCUCCCGCCAGCGUCAGCAGACAUCCUGGCUACAUGGCGCACGAGUCCAUACCAACGACAGUACCUCAACUUCAUCUGGAUCAAGGCACAAUUCCUGGAGGGCACCUUCCACUUGGUUGGGGAGUCUGUAGAUGCGCUCACUCAUUGGGGAUUUGCACCCCACCUAGUGCGAUGCGAUACCAGAAGCGAUCUCAAAGACCCCGAUUCCAUUGUUCAAGCGUUAAUUGACCUCGAAGACGCCUUUUCUGCCAUCAUCCCAUGCCACGAGCGCCCUGAGCUCCUGACCCCUGGGCUGAUACAAGCUGUGCACGCCAAGCUGAUGCGCACAUCAAAAGUGAAGAUCAAUGACCCAAUGGUUGGAGGCAUGCAUUAUAUCAACGCGGGUUUCAGUCGCCAAACGACUCAGAAGUCAGUGGUGAGACGUAGCCAGCAGUAUAAUCUCGCAUUUUGCCCUGCGGAACGCGUGGACCAGCAGCUGGAGUAUAUCUGUCGGAUGGGGAAGCAAUACAUUGCUCGCUGGAGGAACCCGUUUGCGACGGCUGCUUGGCUCCACGUCACUUUCGUGCGGUGUCAUCCAUUCGAUGAUGGAAAUGGCCGCAUGUCACUCCUUAUCUCGUCUAUCCCGCUUAUGCGCCACGGAUUCCCACCGCUCUGCAUCACUCCGUCGCUGAGGAGUGUGUAUUAUGAUGCGUUGAAUAUUGCCUGGGAGGGCGACUUCCAGCCCCUAAUCAACUGCUUUGUAGACUCAAUGAACUCGAGUCUCGAAGACGUGCAACGAAUCAUGGGCGUCGCUUAAUCUCCGCAUAUCUGCGACUUGGGUUGAAGAAGACCAAGUCGACUCGGCGAAUUGGUUAUGUUCUGGAUGUCGUAUCAUCAUCGUCUCGCCUCGUUUUUAAAAAUGAAAACGAAAACGUUAAUUGGUGUCUUUGUAUGCAUUUCUUUAACGUGUGGAUUAGGAGCCUGGUUGUUGUAGUAUAAUAAUCCCGUUGUUCUUACUAUCAUGCUCAUGUUGUACCCUUCCCCCUUCCUGCUGCUAGCUCCAUCACACGUUACCUCGAGCUCUCCUCAUCCCUUCCAUGCCCUCAGUUCUGUUUUGAUUGCUCCCCGAUAGUUCCAGAUACCUGCGCCUUGCCAUGGAUGUAUGAUAUAUGUAGCAGUCUAUUUCUGAAUUUCUAGAUGUAUUUUCUAGACUGUCAGAGGUCGACGGAAGAAUCAACUCGCAUACUCGAUCAACCAGG